Messenger RNA from Austrofundulus limnaeus, 5607 nucleotides. It is a transcript of the gene map3k19, whose product is annotated as mitogen-activated protein kinase kinase kinase 19. Gene Ontology annotation, molecular function: ATP binding; protein kinase activity. NCBI's taxonomy places the organism in Eukaryota, Metazoa, Chordata, Actinopteri, Cyprinodontiformes, Rivulidae. Gene Ontology annotation, biological process: protein phosphorylation. Bases 83 to 3439 code for a protein of 1118 amino acids. The record is from RefSeq and is a predicted model, not a curated record. The transcript is spliced from 11 exons.
GGWUGCUCUUCAGUCUUCUGAAAUUCCUCCUCAGACUGUUUUCAGCAAAGAUAAGCCGAUCCAAACCAGUUUUCAAAGCGACAUGAAAACACUGAAAGACACUGGACAAGUCAAUCAGGAUGUCAAAAACGGAAGCAGCAAAGGUUUGUGUCUCCCCAGUUUGAGCAGCAAUAACAGACACUGGGGUCAAGUGGAUCCAGUUCUGUCAAGUGGUUUAUUGAAUACCAGGACCCUCUGUCAGCCUGUGCCCCCCAGACAAAGACAGAGGACAAGAAGUGUAGUUUGCGCUUCUCCGCCGUCCCACGGUGUGUCGUCCGUGACAGAGUCCGGCCCGCUCAGCCAAUCAGCUCCCAGCAUCAUGGAACCUCUGCUUUUCUCCAACAGCAUGAUGCAGGCCAGAGCCCACGUUCAGAACCGACUUGGCUCACAAAAUGUUGUACAUGAACAUAAGGAUCUUUGGCCAGCUUUGCGUUCCCGAACACCCAAGGUCUUGGCACCCCUGGAUGGCCGACCCAAAGUCAGCAAAGCUCUGCCAGUGCUACAGCAACAUACCCCUCUGAAGCCCAUCAGCCAGAGUCCACAUUGCUCCAGGACCCAGCUGAGAGACAGGACAUCCUGGGUCAGUCCGUGCAAUAGUCCUCCCGUCAACGAGGCAGGGAGUGAAGAAAGUGGGUCCAGCAGCAACAGCAACCAGAGUUCCAUCAGCCUCGAGAAUGACGAUGAUGAGAGACAACUUCAUGAGACGGCUCCUAAAGGCAGAACUCCGAGGAUCUCCGGGGAUGGGUUUGGUCAACAUUCAAACGAUGCGAUUUCAUCCGAGGAAGACUUUUGGGGAGAGAAAAUGCAGCAUUUGAAAGUUCAGCCAAGGAUCAGUCUGGUUCCACUGGUCAACAGAUCGAUACAUAAUAAAGACAGGGACCAUCAUUUCCACAAAGAAAAACCCAAGAACCCUCAAUGUGAAGCAAACAAUAUGAAUCACACAAAAGAAUUCGCUGAAACUGAGUCCUCAGAUGUUUUUAACUGUGUUCAAAAAGGAGACGUUUCGAUUUCUGAGAACAAUCAAACCCUUAUCACAUCACCGCCCAGAGAAGAGAGGAACGUAGAUGGUACGACUAAACUCAAAAAUGAAAUGAGCCACAUAGCUGAUGUAAACAAUCAUCUGGAUGAUGCUAUGAGUAUGAGAAAUGAGUCCUGUGAUAACAAAACCAGCGCAACAGAUGCUAAAUUAAAUACAGGUACUAAUGAGGAGAAAAGCAGGUUCUUUGUUGUGAAUCCAAUGAAAGACAAAAGGACGUUUAAAGCCCUAAAGUCAGUCCGAAAUAAAGAGAGAAGAAUCAGCAUGAAUGGUCAGCUGAGGACAAAUAUUCAAACUAAUACAUCUUUUAAAAUGUUAGGACAUAAGAAUCCAAAUAUCUUAGGUAUUAAUAAGUCCAAAAUCAAACUGAAGUGUCCUGAAGUUUCCACAGAUGUCAAAGAUAAAACAAGGAAAAGUCCUGAUGCGAUCGUUCCUUUGGCUAAUGACAAGUUAAAAAUAAAAUCUGCCAGCAGUGCUGGUUUUAGCAUCCCCACCCCAAUACCAAGCAGGGUCUCUGAACUCUCACAAACACAUCAGCAGGCACCAGUGAGAGAACUAAAAAGUGCCCAGCAGUUGAAGAAACCUGACGUCGGUGGGAAAAACCCAAGAUCUAAAUCUGCAGUGGGCCUCGUUACAAACAAAGACUCGUUUCUGCAGAUACAAAGCGAUGAUGUGGGGCCAGACGUUUACGAGAUGUUUGCUGGUCGUAUUUUUGAGAACCUGCGAAUCUCCAGCUCCUGUGAGAAACUUAACGAGAAGCAAUUACCCUGCGCUGCGACGAGAAAGACGAAACAGAGCCACAGUGUCAAACCCAGGUCGUUAAAAACGGUACAGAAGCUGAAGCGAAGCUCCGGAGAGACGACAACCACUUUAAAUAAAAGAAAACCAAAACCCAUGCCACCUAGAGUUAAACCUCGCUUUGCUGUGACAAAAAAUGCCGUCUGCAACACAGAAAGUGCURAACUACAAGCUGAGCCACUUUCUUCUGAGGACACUGACAGUCAGGAUGAAAGUGACGAUCACGCAUCGUCAACCAUGAAAGAAGCUGCUUCCAAAUAUGGAUCUGACACAUUAAAACCAGGAGAAACUUUGACAACAUCGACUUCUUUCAUUUAUGUCGUAGAUUACACUUUCAUGCAAAACCACAAAACAGCUUUAAACACCUCGACACAAAACUCGGCCCGACCGGUUUCAGAGCCAAAGAUCGACAGAUGGAGGAGCAGCAGCCGCCACAGCGUUUUGUCACCAGUUUACCAAAGGUUUCUGGACGAGGUGGGCGACGGGCCGCUCACAGACGACUUACUGCAGUGUUUGGCUGAAGAGCUGAUCUUCCUGGAUGAAAGGGAAUCAUCGACGGGGUCUGACAAUCCCAAGCAAAAGAGAAAAGCGUUUAACCAAGAAGAAAAACUGGAAUGUUUGAAUUUACCUUGUAAAUCUCCUGAGGUUUCUCCAAAAAAAAGUGACUCUGAUCCUGGUUCUGAGUUGGGUGUUGACACCAUCACAUGGACAAAGGGUGAAGUACUUGGCAAGGGUGCUUAUGGCACAGUGUACUGCGGCCUGACCAACCAGGGCCAGCUGAUAGCAGUGAAGCAGGUUAACCUGGAUUCCUCUGACCCUGACACUGCAAACCAAGAGUACGGUCAUCUUCAGAGGGAGGUGGAAUUACUUAAAACCCUUCAACACAUCAAUAUAGUUGGCUUCCUGGGGACCUCCUUAUACAAACAUGUAGUUUCCAUCUUCAUGGAGUACAUCCCAGGAGGAUCMAUUGCCAGCAUACUUCACAGAUUUGGUCCUCUGCCAGAGCGAGUUCUGGCUCUGUACACUCACCAGAUCCUCGAAGGCGUGGCAUAUCUUCACGUGAACCAAGUGAUUCAUCGAGAUUUAAAGGGAAACAAUGUCAUGUUGAUGCCAACCGGUGUAAUAAAGCUCAUCGACUUUGGUUGUGCACGGCGCCUCAGUUGCUUAAACUCCACGGCUUGCAACAGUGAGCUGCUUAAGUCCGUCCAUGGCACACCUUAUUGGAUGGCACCGGAGGUUAUCAACGAGUCAGGAUACGGCAGGAAGUCAGAUAUUUGGAGUGUUGGUUGCACGGUGUUUGAAAUGGCCACAGGAAAACCACCACUUUCACACAUGGACAAGAUGGCUGCCUUGUUCUACAUUGGGACUAGGAGAGGGUCGAUGCCAGUGUUGCCAGAUGGGUUUUCAGAGAGUGCCAAAAACUUUGUAAAARUAUGUUUAACUAGUGACCAGAGACUACGACCAUCAGCCGGACAGCUCCUAAAACAUCCAUUCAUUCCUCAAAAGGAGACAAAUAUGAAAUCUUGGGUAAUGCAGAAAAAUAUGAUCGUAGGACUGCAUAAAUAACACGUUUGUAAAUUUAUAGCAGACUCCAACUUUCAUGUCCAGUCCUUAUGUUUAUAUGAACCAACACUUUCACUGUGAUCAGAGGUGUGUUGGCUCAAUUAGGCCUUCCCUGCAGCACCAGUUCUGCUGAUCAGAUGGCCUAAAAGAAUACUUAAGGAUUUUAAAAAUACUUUAUCAAAACUUUUUUUUGCUGACCCAAUACUUGUGAUAGAUGGACUCAAGACUGAGCCUUAARUUCUGUGGUAUUUGUGUAUUUAAAACAUUUUACACCAGGGGUCUCCAACCUUUUUCUCAAGAGCUACUUUCAMAAACUGAAAUAUUCCAAGAGCUACUUUUUGCAACAUUUAUCCAUUCAUAUUAUAUUUACACUAAUAAUUUAGGGUUUAACUGCAACAGAUUUGUGCACAAAUAACGUUGAUUUUUUCCCCCCGUGGGAAGAAACCAGUGACAUAUACUGCAGCAGGGGUUUCCCAGGAGUUUGGCACAGUUUGUCUCAAGGAUCUAUGAAAGGUGUGUGAAAACAAAUGCCGAACAGCCACGUAACUGUGCGCCGUCUGCCAAUUCGACCAUACUGAGCCCUAAAGUGUUUGACAACCAAGGGGAAGGAACAUCUAUAGACUGAUUGGGGUUAAAUUAAAGUUUGGUCGGUGACAAAUUAAAUUUAGCUUCUCCUAACUUUCCAUAAGCACUGAAGAGCUACUUUAAAUGAGCCCAGGAGCUACUGGUUGGAGACCCCUGGUUUACAUCUUUCAAAUGGUCAAAUACAAUGGUAAAUACAUUUUUAUAACUUAAAUUAGACUAUUUUAUUAAAUUUUGUGUAUUGUUAAAUUUAAAAUCUUGACUGUAAAUAUAUAUGUUGUGGAAUUUUUAACAUGUGGGGUAUAUUAUAUUUAUAUAUAAUUUUCUUUUUUUUUUUUACACAAUAACGUUUCAGAUUACUAUUCUUUGUUUUUAACAAUGCUGUGGAUAAGUACUCAGACAGUACAGUCUGGUACAUACCAGGAAUGUACAGCAUGUAUGAACCAAACACAAUGGCAGUACUUAUUUAUUGCUACUAAAUGAUCUAGACAGUUUAUUUACCCCCAGAGGAAUUAAGAAAUUAUGUAGCAGUACAUGUAAUAAAACAACCAGAUUGAUACUAUCAGUGUGGCUGAAGUUUAUUUAAGUUCUUGAAAUGCAAAAAGGACCGAUAAAGUGAUUUGUGGCUUAUUUACUUUAUUUCUUCUAAACCACUGCUGUUAUUUUGGCCAAACUCUAAAACCCUUGUGUAAUUCUGAUUCAAACACUCUAGGGAAGUUGUAUGCUCUGAACACAGUACAGACAAAAAGUCAUCCUAAUUCUUUAGAGCAAUGGAUAACUUCAGUGAUAUUAAAGUCACUUUUGGGUUGACACAAAGUGGUGCUUGAAUCUGCCAUCACUGCUGUAAAACAGCAUGAAAUUAUAGGGAUAAGACUAUAUGAAUAUACAUAUUUUCCCCCUUUUGCUCUGUGAAUGAUAGUACUUAAAUGUGUCAUGGUAAUACAUUACAGAUAGUUUUUUUUUAGGAGGCACAACGUUUGGCUUUCAGCUUAAGGUCUACUUGAAGGUUAAAAGCUUUUUGGUAAAAAUUACAUCUCUCUCAUUGCCGUAAUAAAUUGGUGAUUAACGUAUGUGGCAACUGAAAUCAAAUGCAUGUUUCUUGUGGUUAAAACCUAUAGUGCACCACCAAAUCUAAAUAAAAAUAUGUAAGAAACAAAGCACUGGAAUGCUGCCACCAUUCCCCGAUGACACCCAAUCCACUGAUCCACAAAAAAUAAAAACUCACAGAUAUAGUUAUUUUGUUAUAAUUACAAGCAGCUCCAAACCUGAGUAGUCAUGGAAUAGCUUUUUUCUUUAAACAUACAAAAAUGUAUGUACAUUUAUCUCCAUUAUUUGUAAACAGCAACAGUACUCUUUUUUUUAAAUCCCUUUCAUGACUGAAACAUGCAAAUCAAAUGCACAGUAUUUUAGUGUAAAAAGAAACCAAAACAAAACAAAAAACAAAGGAGAUGAAAUUUUACAAAGAACACUUUGCAUCCAUCCAACAGGAUUCAAACGUCAGCAAUCAAAUGAACACAUCUCCUGCUUGCAAAACUUCUUCCAUACAAUCACACAGGUGAUUUAUUUAAAUUAGUAACAAAAAAAAAAAA